Aspergillus campestris IBT 28561 is the source of this 450-nucleotide messenger RNA. RefSeq names its product ATP19 family protein. The record is from RefSeq and is a predicted model, not a curated record. Gene Ontology annotation, biological process: proton motive force-driven ATP synthesis. The transcript has 3 exons. Bases 4 to 261 code for a protein of 85 amino acids. Lineage: Eukaryota; Fungi; Ascomycota; Eurotiomycetes; Eurotiales; Aspergillaceae.
AACAUGGUCGUCUACUACCAGAUCGCCGGCAAGAAGGUCGGCUCUCACUUCCUCGCCAUGGGUGUCCUCGGCACAAUGUUCGGUGGUGUCUUCCUUGCCACCCGCGGCGGUGGUGAGAAGAAGCAGGCCACUCCCCCCAUCCAGGCCGCCUCUAAGGAUGAGGAGACUUUCAUCCAUGGACGGCGGCGACAAAAAAUAAACCGUCUCCUUCCGUCACGAGGAACGAACCGAGGACGAACGGCCCCACAGUCAAGUCAUUGAUUGAAACGAGCUCGACACUUGCGAUUCACGACGAGCGCACUUUCCUUGCGUGAUGGCUGUGUGGAGGGAUGAUGGGAUGACCUUCGUUCUUGGGUGUUGGACCGACUGCUGGUGAUUGCUAUUGUUAUUGCCGGUGGUGAGGUGUGUGAUCUGUACAUAUAGAGGUAUACACCGUUUUUCUCAGGUGCA